AUGUUAAGUUCAAAUCAACUUUCUGGUGCUCUGGAAGAAAUUCCUGCCCCGUGGUCUUCAAGCUUAUCUUCUAUUUGGUUAGACCACAAUGAUCUCACGGGUGCAAUACCCAAAUCAUUCUUUCAUCUUAAUCAUCUCAAAGAUCUCUACCUUGGCUCAAAUAGAUUAGCAGGCACAAUUACACUUAGCUCUUUUUGGAGGUUGAAGAGCCUUAGUUCACUAAGUUUGUCCUAUAACAUGCUAUCAAUUGUGGACGAAGAAGAUGACACUAUAUUAACCUCUCUCCCUAACGUCAACUACCUAGAACUUGCAUCUUGCAACCUCACCAAAAUUCCUCGAGCACUGAGAUAUCUAGGUGGAGUUAUAAGCCUCGACCUUUCUAAUAAUCAAAUUAAUGGGGUUAUACCAAGUUGGGUAUGGGAGAGUUGGAAGGACCAGCUUAAAUUUUUGAACCUCUCCCAUAACAUGUUUACUAGUUUGGAGAAAUCUCCUUCUCUUCUUCAUAUGCCAUAUUUAUCCAUCCUCGAUCUUAGUUUUAAUAGAAUUCAAGGAAACAUACCAAUACCAGUAACAUUAUACUUCUCACCAAUAUUCGUCACAUACAAUGAAGUUUUGUUGGACUACUCAAACAACAACUUCUCUUCCAUUCUAGACAAAUUUGGAAAGUAUGUUCAAAACGUCACCUAUCUCAAAUUGUCCAAGAAUAAAUUAACUGGUCAUGUAUCAUCAUCCAUUUGUAGUGCUAGCAAACUAACUAUCCUAGACUUAUCUUACAACAAUUUUAGUGGUUCGAUCCCAUCAUGUCUAAUAGGAAGUGGAAAUUUGAAAAUAUUGAAACUAAGAGAAAAUCAAUUCGAAGGAAUGCUACCUGAAGAUAUUAGAGAAGGAUGUACGUUUAAAACAAUAGAUUUGAAUGGAAACCAAAUUGAAGGUAAUUUACCAAGAUCACUAUUAAAUUGUCAGGACCUAGAGCUUUUUGAUGUUGGCAAUAAUCAGAUUGUCGGUUCUUUUCCAUCUUGGUUGGGUGCUCUUCCACAGCUUCGAGUUCUUGUAUUAAGAUCCAACCAACUCAAUGGUACAAUAUGGGAUAUUAAAGCUGACCGUACAAUCAAUAAAUACUUCUCAACUUUGCAAAUACUUGAUUUGGCCUCCAACAACUUCUCUGGAAACGUACCAAAAGGAUGGUUUAAUGAACUGAAUGCAAUGAUGGAAAAUGUCAAUGAUGAGGGACAGGUUGUAGGGCAGCAAACAAACCUGCCAAAUGGAUUCUAUCAAGAUACUGUCACUGUGACAUUCAAAGAUCUCAAGCUUAUUUUCACCAAGAUAUUGACCACUUUCAAAGUGAUUGAUUUUUCACAUAACUCGUUUGAUGGUUCUAUUCCGGAGUCAAUUGGGAGGCUUGCUUCACUGCAUGGACUCAACAUGUCAUACAAUAACUUCACGGGGCAAAUCCCAUCUCAGUUCAGCAACUUGUCUCAGCUGGAGUCAUUGGAUCUAUCUCGGAACCAUAUCACAGGGGAAAUACCACAUGAGUUAACCUCACUUACCUCCCUUGGAUGUCUGGAUCUUUCAUACAACAACUUGUCUGGAAGAAUCCCGCAAGGCAACCAGUUCUCAACAUUUUCUGACAAUUCAUUUGAAGGCAAUGCAGACCUCUGUGGAGUUCCACUCUCCAAAGAAUGUGAAAGUCAAAACUCAGUUUCUCCAAGUGAAGUGGCUCCUCCAGAAUAUGAAAGCUUGUGGCAGGACAAACUCGGUGUUAUCCUUUUGUUUGCUUUUGUUGGCUUGGGAUUUGGAGUCGGCUUUGCAUUGGCAUUCUUGUUGCGGAUGUAUUGUGGUAUGGAAGGAUGGGUCAGCAAGCAAUCAUGA
This is a messenger RNA of Triticum turgidum subsp. durum (durum wheat), 1869 nucleotides long. Lineage: Eukaryota; Viridiplantae; Streptophyta; Magnoliopsida; Poales; Poaceae. The record is from the annotation of a GenBank genome assembly.